GUUACAUCCUGGCUCUGGGAUUUGAAUUAUUGCCCCGGGAAAAUCCACAAUGGAAAGUUAUCUCCCGCUCAGACGCAAGAUAUGAUUAAGUUCGCUGUACGCCCGCCGUUCAAAAUGUCACAUCGAUCGUUACCCUUGGAAUGUAUACUGUUGGAUUAAACCACAGAAAGAAUAGAAUGCUGGCGCGAUAUGAUAUAUCUGCGGCGAAGCAGCUCAUCACAGUUGAGGGCCGGGCGUUGCCCUCACCGAAUAUUAUGUAUGGUGGAAGGAUCAGCACCAAACAAUCCGCUGGCUCCUGUAAUACGGUAAAGGCUAAGUUUAGCAUCCCAGGGCAACGGUUGCUGAAGUGGUCGUACCUUCUGCUGUCAAUUCCAACUGUACGAGAUGCCUUCCCGAGCGUCACUAUUUUCAAGUUUGUCCUCAGUAAGUUACGAACGGCACUUAUUAGCGCUGGUUUUCUUGCAGAAGCCCCCAUGACUGGAAGGGUGGCCAAAGCGAGUGAGGAUAGUACUGCAGAGCUUGAUAAUAUUCUUGGAGGUGCAGCUAAAAUCUUGGACCUCAUCCAUAUCCUCUUGCCUGAGAAAGAUAUCUUCGGGUACCUGAAGAUUAAACGGCUGGGUGAUGUUGAAUUUGGACUACAGACCCUCUGUAGCAUUGGCUGCGAGCUUGCGGGAAAAAGGGGUCAAAGUGAAGAUCAAUACCACAGGAACCUCGGUAUAUAUAUAAAAAGCCUGGCCUUGAAAUUCAACCUUAGACUGGGUGAAACAAAUCACAUUGUUGACAAACCUUGAGUAUUGUCAACGAGGAUCAGACCAUGAUUGUGGGCUUAGAUGUCACUCUCCCUACUGGAGCGCCCAAGGGCUCUCAAGCCUUCGCACCUAGUGUGGCAGGGAUGGUGGCUAGCGUUGACAAACUGCUCGGGCAAUGGCCUGCAACCACCUAGAUCCAGUCACGAGGACGCAAGGAAGAAAUCGAUAACUUGGAUAUUAUGAUGAAGCAGCACUUUA
Messenger RNA from Aspergillus alliaceus, 1007 nucleotides. RefSeq lists its product as uncharacterized. Lineage: Eukaryota; Fungi; Ascomycota; Eurotiomycetes; Eurotiales; Aspergillaceae. The coding region runs from base 141 to 791 and encodes 216 amino acids. The transcript has 2 exons. The record is from RefSeq and is a predicted model, not a curated record.